AUGACUCGCCUUAAUCCCUUCUCGUUUACACCAGGGCCAGUCAUCUUCUUUACCACCGUCAUCUACGUGGGCCUCUUUGCUGCUCUGCUCAUUACCCACCUGACGGUACCGAACUACCCGUCUAAUCCGCCAGCCGGCAUCAACCUCACCGAAGCGUGGAAUGAUCUCCAGCACAUCACUCGCCGCUUCCACCCCUAUAACAGCCAGGCCAACGACGAUGUACGCCAGCAUCUACUGGUGCGCAUCAGGAGAAUCGUCACUUCGAAGGACCUGGGAGAGGGCGAUGUCGAGAUUUACAACGAUUUGACCUCCAACGCGACCUUUUCGUCUGGUAGCACCUCUGUCUAUUUCGAAGGUACUAAUCUCAUUGUCGCCAUCCGCGGGUCCGACGACGACGAAUCCUUCAAUUCUACUGAUCGCAGUCCGGAUAACGGCGGCGUACUUGUGAAUGCCCAUUAUGACUCUGUCAGCAGUGGAUACGGUGCGACUGACGAUGGUGUGGGUGUUGUGACAAUAUUGCAACUUCUAUCAUAUUUCACAGAACCUAAGAACUGGCCUAAAAGGACUGUGGUACUACUGCUCAACAACGGUGAAGAGGAUUAUCUCAACGGCGCGAAAGCUUUCAUGAGAAACCCGAUAUCUCAGAUUCCGCACACAUUUGUGAAUCUUGAGGGUGCAGGGGCCGGUGGCAGAGCUACCUUGUUUAGAAGCACCGAUACCGAAGUUACUAGAUUCUACAGGAAGUCGAAGUAUCCCUUCGGUACAGUCGUGAGCGGAGAUGGUUUUAAGAAAGGUCUCAUCCGGAGCGAGACUGACUACAAAGUCUUCCAUGGCGAACUCGGACUGCGAGGGUUAGAUAUUGCGUUCAUGGAGCCCAGGGCACGAUACCACACCGUUGAAGACUCCACACGCGAAACCUCGAUGAAUUCGCUCUGGCACAUGCUUUCAGCGGCUCUGGCUUCCACAUCUGGAUUAGCGUCCAUCACCAGUGAUGAGUUCAGUGGCUUAGAAAGCCUUGAUAACGGCAGAGUCAAUGCCGGAACGGGCAGUGACGGUGUAUGGUUUGAUCUCUUCGGAAGAGUUUUUGUUGUUUUCCAACUACAUACUCUUUUCGCUUUGUGUGUUACUUUGCUGGUUGUGGCACCUCUCACACUAAUAGGGUUGACUUUUGGUCUCUCAAAGGCCGACAAGAACUACCUGUUGGCGCGAAAGGCCUAUGUUUAUUCAUCCGACGACGAUAAUCCGGUGCACCUAUACGGCUGGCGCGGCUUCUUCCGCUUCCCCGUCAUCUUUGUUUCAGCGUCUGCUGUUGUGGUCGCAUUAGCAUAUCUCAUAGUCCGAUUCAAUGCCUUCAUCGUGUAUAGCAGCCCAUUUGCUGUCUGGAGUAUGAUGCUCUCGGCCUGGACCUUUGUCGCAUGGUUCCUUGCCCGAGGAGCUGAUGCGAUGCGACCAUCUGCACUGCAGCGCAUGUACGCUUUGAUCUGGCUUUUCGUUGGCUCCUUUGUUCUUCUCACUAUCAUUACGGUAUUCGUGAAUGACUACCAGGUUGCUGCCGGUUACCCUGCGUUCUUCUACUUUGUGGCAGUAUUCGCCGCCAUCCUGCUCUCCUACCUUGAACUCUUCCUCGCUCCAGCCAAAUCCUCAUAUGCGCGCCACUUCGAACAAGAAAACGAAUCGCGGCGCAAUUCAGAGUCCGCAAGCAGGCCCCUUACGGGCAGCACCACCGCAGCACGGUCUGAUGAUCGUCCCAUGGGAGAUGAUGACGCAACAGAGACUACGUCGCUUUUACGAGGCGAUCGACGUGGAUUCACAAGAUAUGGCGGCAACAGGCGAGACUCCAUCAGCGAGGGAGGCGAAGAUCAUGCACAAGGGCCUAGGCGAAUAGAUCUCGGCAACGUGUAUCCUGGAGAGCAAGAGUGGAGCGGCAAAUUACCGAGCUGGAUCUGGAUUGUUCAACUGCUACUCUUGGCGCCUAUCGUGAUCAUCUUAGUUGGACAGGUCGGACUACUUCUCACCUCGGCCCUUUACCAAACGCCAUCAGACGGUAAUUCGCCUUUGUUCAUCUACCUUGCAUUCGCAGCGCUCACUGUGCUACUGCUCACGCCAACCGGUCCUUUUAUCCACCGCUUCACAUACCACAUCCCCACCUUUCUGUUCCUAAUAUGCGUCGCAACCGUCAUUUACAACCUUGUGGCGUUCCCGUUCAGCAGGGAUCAUCGUUUGAAAGUCUACUUCGUUCAGCGAGUUAAUUGCGAGACCGGCGAUAACAUUGUGUCCUUGACCGGCUUGGACGGCUAUGUGCAACGCAUUGUUGGCGAGUUACCCAGUGCGCAAGGCAAACAGCUUAAUUGUACGACUCCCGAGGUUGCGACGCGUAAGGAGCUGAAGACGUGCGAAUGGCAGGGUCUUGACGCUAAAGUCGUCCCAAAGCCAGCGCAUGCAUCGUCAACCCGCAACAACACAUACAUCAACAACUGGCUCGACUACUCGAUCCUCAAAGGCAACAGCUCUAACAAAGCGACGAUACAGGUUGUUGGCCAUAAUACGCGCGCAUGUCGCCUCGUUUUCGACUCGCCCAUCACAGCAUUGAGCGUCGCUGGCGCUGUUUCAGAUCCUCGCUUCAAACCCGUCGGUGCGGACGGCGCCCGGGAAGUGCGAUUGUGGCAUCGCGAAUUUGGUCAGCCCUGGAACGUUAGCGUGACGUGGAACGCCAAAGAACAAUCGAAACUUUCUGGAAGGGUCGUGUGCCUCUGGUCGGACGCCAAUACAGGCGACAUCCCUGCUUUCGACGAAGUGCAGCACUAUCUGCCUGUAUGGGCAAUACCGUCCAAGAUUAGCGAUGGCUUGGUCGAGGGCUUUAAGCAGUUCGAAAUUUAG
Messenger RNA from Alternaria atra, 2877 nucleotides. RefSeq lists its product as uncharacterized. The transcript is spliced from 2 exons. Bases 1 to 2877 code for a protein of 958 amino acids. NCBI's taxonomy places the organism in Eukaryota, Fungi, Ascomycota, Dothideomycetes, Pleosporales, Pleosporaceae. The record is from RefSeq and is a predicted model, not a curated record. Gene Ontology annotation, molecular function: metalloexopeptidase activity. Gene Ontology annotation, biological process: proteolysis.